AUGGAGGACCAUCUGGUCGUGAUUAGAGACAUUCCCGGCGGUUUUCUCUACGCCGGCAUCUUUGACGGCCACGCUGGAAGCGCUUCCGCUCGCUUUUUAAAGGACGAGCUGUACAUCGACUGCAUGGACGCGUUAGAAGGAGGCGCGUUACUGUCGGACGAGGACCUCGAUGCCGUGGAGGACGCGCUUCAAGACGCCUUUAUCCAGGCGGACCAGAGGCUGCUGCAAUGGCUCGCAGAGCACAGUGAGGAGCCGGAGUCCGGGUCCACAGGCACGGUGGCGUUUGUGCGCAAGGACCGGCUCUUCAUCGCUCACCUUGGGGACUCCCGCGCUGUGCUGGGGGUGGGCGGUGAUACGGAGGACCUAUCUCAGGACCACAAGCCCCAUGGGGAGUCGCCGAUUGCCAAGGCGGAGAUCAAGAGGAUUGAGAAGGCGGGCGGAUGGGUGAGUCAAGGCCGCGUUUGUGGAGUCAUAGCAGUGUCGCGUGCCUUUGGCAAUGCCAACUUCAAGACACGCCGCGAGCAGAUGCUGUCAGAGGGUGUGAAGAAGGGGCGAUGGACAACCCGCUUCGUUUCCAAGCGCUCGUUUCAGAGCGAUUGGAUAUCAGCGGUGCCGGACGUAUAUGCUGCUGAGGUGGAGGAGGAUGCCGAGUUUGUCAUCAUUGCAUCUGACGGGCUCUGGGAGGGCGUGAAGAGCUCGGAAGCCGUGGCGUUUGUUCGGAAGGAGAUGGAAAGCCAUGGUGACAUUCAACAAGCAACAGACAACCUAGCCAGUUUUGCGCUUCAGAUCCCUGACAGGGCGCGGGAGCAGCGUCUUGCCAUCAUUCGCCUGGCUUGGUGGAGGGACGCCCUCACCCGCCUCUUCCAGGGCCAACCACCCGAUGACCACCCGGUGCUGGUGGCACUGGGCGCGGUGAGGGAGGCGAGGGGCAUCACCAAGCCCUGGUUGAUGCGAGUCAUUGCCGCUCGGAUGGAGGACUUGGAGCGGUCUGCCUUCCCACCCAACACGGUCGCUGACGUGGAACAGUACGCGGAGUCAACAUCCUCAGCGCUGCUCUACCUCUCCCUGCAGGCGGCUGGCAUCCACAGUGUGCACGCUGACCAUGCCGCCUCCCACAUUGGCAAGGCGGAGGGCAUGGCUCUUCUGCUGCGCGGCGCAUCGUACCACGCUGCUCAAAGGCGGUCCCACAUUCCACUAGACGUCGCUGCAAAGCACGGGCUGGUGCAUGAGGAGCUGUUUCGAGGGCGGCAUCCUCCCAGCUUCAGGGAGUGUGUGUAUGACGUGGCAUGUGUGGCGCAAGCACAUCUGCAAAAGGCCAAAACCUUGCAGUCCUCCUUGCCUCCUACAGCUCGACAACUACUCUUGCCAUCAGCUGUCAGCACGAUGGGCUUGCGGAAUAACUCACCCAGGGGAGCUUCGUUUUCCCGACUGGAGUACCUACCGCUGCUUCUCCUCUUCGUCGCGAUCGCAGCAGCCCCGGCAAACGCACUCCACCGCCCCCGCCGCCUCAUGCGGGGCCUGCAAGCCAUUCGCGCCACGCUUCCUCUUGAAUUGACGGCCACCAUGGCAUCGAGUUCCGCGACGCUCGGUGUGACGAAGUGGCGCCCAGCGAUUCGCCGGCUGAUCACGGCGAUUGGAUUAACACAAGCGAAGACACCCACUGCUCCCAGGCAGAACGGCGGCGCUAACGUGGCCAUCGGCGGCGACAACCUAACGGUCACCCAGAAGGAGGCCGUUGCGAAGCAGGAGAGCGCGGCGCCGAGCCUCCAACGGUCACCGCCCAAUACGGUCACCUCCGAGCUCCAAAAUAAGAACUCCGAAGACAACACGCACGAGACCUCCGUUGAGAACAACAAUGACCACGAGAAAGGCAGCGGCGGCGGCGGAGGCGGCGGGUGCUCUGGUAACAGCGACUUAGAUUCUGAUUUGGCGCCUCCCUCGCUCGCCUCCCCGUGCCCACACCAUCCCCCUUCCGGGGGCGAUCCCCAUCGCGCCGAUCGCCGCUCCAGCCGCCUGUCGCCGCUACCCAUCGCAUGUCCCGCGCGCCCCGCCAUGUGCGACUUCUUCUUUGACGGCCUGACGGACGAGAUACCGGUAAUCCGUCUGUCCGCCGGUUCUUUUUUCGCCGGCCGGCCGAUUCCCAUCGGACCGUCUCCCGUCGUCGCCAUGGCUGGCGGAGCCUUCGUGGAUGUUUCGCGCGUUGAGGGGAACUACUCCCGCGCCGUGUGUCUGGGCGAGCCAGCUGAAAAGCCUGCACCAGUCACGGCGACAGGCACGCGGCAGGGGGAGAGCACGGACGUUUUAAAGAAGCUUCUUCAGGACCAGCUGAUCCUUCCAGAAAGGAUGUUUCAGCUGCGCGGGAACGGAGAACUGAUGUACAGCGGUGCUGACGUGGCGGACUGGGACGACGACACGUGGCUGGAUGCCGCUAAAAGCCCCGAUGGCGUUACCGUAAGCGUGCAGAUCGACGAAGCUACGGUAAACCUGUUUGGGGUCAAUAUCGAGCUUAAUAAUACCGAGGAUGGAUCCGCCACGUCGGAAAACCGCGAAGUUCCUGGAGCCGAGGCGCAGAUGGCCCUGCUCGAGGCAUCCUCGUUAUUAACAGACCCGGCAUCUUUCAUGCACGAUGCGUCCCCCCCGUCAGCCUCGCCGCCAUCAGCAGCAGCAGCACCAGCAGCAGCGACGGCAGCAGCAGCGGCGGCGGCGGCAGCAGCAGCAGCAGCAAAGGCGGCGGCGGCGGCAGCAAAGAACGGGAUUGCCCACAAGCAGCUGUUAGAAUGGCCUGAGCGGGAGCCGGCUUCCGCCAGGCGCCUGGCGGAGGCGGAAGGCGCGAGCGCGAAGGGCGCGGCUGCGCAGUGGCAGGAGAUGAUGCUGAAUGCUGGAGUCGCGGCAAUCCCUGAGGCAGGGCGCCCGGCCCUCCCUCUGGUGGCGACCAUUGUGGUGCCUCAAGAUGGUGACGCUUCCCCUUCUGUCGGUGACGGGAGGGACGCGGGGAGUGUGGAAUCGGAGGAGAAGCGCAGCUGGCUGAACCAGCCGACCAGCGGUGCUGUGGAGGGGGUGAGUGACAAGGGCACCGGGGGCGUCAGUGGCAAGGGGUCUGGUGGUGCUGCUGGUGCCGGUGCUGUUGCUGGUAAGGACAGCAUGGUUCCUGGCGAGUCCAACGGCAGAAGCAGCAGUGGCAAGAGCAGUGAUGGCACGAGUGACAAGAUUGUAGGCAAGAAAGUACACCGGAAUCUCGACCCAGCGCUCCACCCCCUGGAGAAGGCGAAGGAGUAUCAGCGCGCGCUCAACGCAGUGAAGCUAGACAAGGUGUUUGCCAAGCCGUUCAUGGGCGCACUCGGCAGCCACGCAGACGGCGUGUCCGCCAUGGCGAGAAGCCCCGUCAGACUCAACUGCGUCGUCUCCGCAUCAAUGGACGGAGAUGUGCGACUAUGGGACGUCCCUUACAAGCGCACGCUGUGCCGGUUUGUGGGGCACAGCAGGGCGGUGAGGGGCGUGGCGAUCUCAGCAGAUGGGGAGACCAUGCUGUCAUGCGGCGAUGACUGCACCGUGCGGCUGUGGCAGCUACCAGCGCCGGAGAUCAAGGAGUUGGGGGUGGCAGGGGGGGACGAGGAGCACGAGGCCGUUGCCACCUUCCAAGGGAAAAACGCCUUCAGAGCAGUGGAUCACAAGUGGAAGGGGCGCGUGUUCGCGACAGCAGGCGCGCAGGUGGACGUGUGGGAGCACUCUCGCUCCGACCCCAUAGCCACGUUCACGUGGGGCGCUGACUCCGUCUACUCCGUUCGCUUCAACCCUGCUGAGCCCGAUGUGUUCGCCACCACUGGCAGUGAUCGCAGCAUGUGCCUCUACGACCUCCGCAUGUCAACACCGCUGAGGAAAGUGAUCAUGCAGACCAAGACCAACGCCCUGGCUUGGAAUCCACGGGAGCCUCUCAAUUUCACUGCCGGUAACGAGAACGGCAGCUGCUACUCGUACGACAUGCGCAACCUCAGCACUGCCUCUCUUGUGCACAAGGACCAUGUAUCCGCUGUCAUGGACAUAGACUACUCGCCAACAGGAAGGGAGUUUGUCACAGGAUCGUACGACAGAACUGUGCGGAUAUUCCCGUAUGAUGGCAUCAAGAGUCGAGAGGUGUAUCAUACCAAGCGCAUGCAACGGGUGUUCUGUGUGCGGUUCAGUGGCGACGGUUCCUACGUGCUGUCAGGCAGUGACGAUGCCAACAUCCGCCUCUGGAAGGCACAGGCCUCGCAGCAGCUGGGCGUGCAGGUGAAGCGGGAGAAGCGCAAGGCGGAGUACAACGCAGCACUGGUGGAGCGGCACCAACACCUGCCUGAGAUUCGCCGCAUCCACAAGCAUCGGCACGUGCCGCGGCCCAUUCACAACGCCAUCAAGCUGCGGGCCACGAUGGUGGCAGCCGAGAAGCGCAAGGAGGAGAACCGGCAGCGGUUCAAGAAGAAGAGCAAGGGCGUGGAGAAGAAGGACAAUAAGAAGAAGGGCGAGCGCCGGAAUAAGAUCAUUGCUGAGCUGGAGUAG
Closterium sp. Naga37s-1 is the source of this 4533-nucleotide messenger RNA. The record is from the annotation of a GenBank genome assembly. NCBI's taxonomy places the organism in Eukaryota, Viridiplantae, Streptophyta, Zygnematophyceae, Desmidiales, Closteriaceae.